AACACGCUCGGUACAACUAGGUAGUGCCGGGAGCCGCGAGCCAAGAGAAACGGUGUGACUCGAGGAAAACACGGAGAGCGUGGGUCGAUUCGGAGCCCCGCAUAACUGAGAAAGAAGGCGCACUCAUCGCAGCACCGACCCUGGAUAUGGCUACGUCUAUACUUGGGGAGGAGCCACGGUUUGGAACUACACCUCUCGCUAUGUUGGCUGCGACUUGCAACAAAAUUGGCAACACCAGUCCUCUUACAACAUUACCAGACUCCAGCGCUUUCUCAAAAGGUGGAUUUCACCCGUGGAAAAGGUCCUCGUCCAGCUGCAACCUGGGAUCCAGCUUGCCCGGUUUCACGGUGGCGACCAGCCGUGCGUCUACGGGACUAACAUCCACCAGCGGCACAGGCAACAGCGCCUUCUGCUUGGCCUCCACCUCCCCAACCUCCUCUGCGUUUUCCGCAGAAUACAGCGGUCUGUUCUCCAACUCCGCGACCGUCACUUCUCAAGAGUCUGGACAGUCUGCUUUUAUCUCUAAAGUCCACACAUCAGCUGAGACUCUUUACCCGCGCGUGGGGAUGGCGCACCCGUACGAGUCGUGGUACAAGUCGGGCUUCCACUCCACCAUCUCUGGUGACGUCGCCAACGGGGCGUCCUCGUGGUGGGAUGUGCACACUAACCCCGGCUCGUGGCUCGAUGUCCAGAAUCCAGCGAGCACCCUCCAGACCUCGCUGCACUCCGGGACGCCCCAAGCCAUCCACUCGCAGCUCAGUGGCUACAACCCGGACUUUUCCUCGCUGACCCACUCGGCGUUCAGCUCCACGGGAAUCAGUCCCUCCGCGUCUCACCUCCUGUCCACCAGUCAGCACCUGCUAACGCAGGACGGCUUCAAAACUGUCAUCCCCACGUACACUGACGCGUCCGCCAACGCCAUGAUCUCAGGCGGCAGCUCAGGAAUAAGCAGCUCCUCCCGGUCAUCCAGGCGCUACUCCGGCAGAGCCACGUGUGACUGUCCCAACUGCCAGGAGGCCGAGCGGCUGGGGCCGGCGGGGGCCAGCCUGCGGAGAAAAGGACUCCACAGCUGCCACAUUCCCGGUUGCGGUAAAGUGUACGGAAAGACGUCACACCUGAAAGCGCAUUUGAGAUGGCACACGGGCGAGCGGCCUUUUGUCUGCAACUGGCUUUUCUGUGGCAAAAGGUUCACUCGGUCCGACGAGCUCCAGAGACAUCUGCGCACCCACACCGGCGAGAAAAGGUUUGCGUGCCCGGUGUGCAACAAGCGCUUUAUGCGCAGUGACCAUUUGAGCAAGCACAUCAAAACGCACACGGCCGGUGGAGGGGGCAAAAAGGGCAGCGACAGUGACACCGACACCAGUAACCUGGAGACCCCGAGGUCCGAGUCCCCAGAACUUAUUUUGGAAGGUGUAAACCCCAGAAUCUCUGUCAAGGAUCCGUCUCCGCACGACGAACCCUAAUAAUAAUAAGAAUAAGAAUAAAAUAAAAAAGAUUCCAAACCGCACAGCAUUAAACGGGUCUUAUCGGACAGACAGCAUGAUGGAGAGGAAAAAAUCAAAGUGAGUCAUUAAAAAAAAACAAAAACAAAAAAACAAACAUGCGUAACGAAUAUUUAAAAAUAGAGUGAUAUUAUUUGGAACAACUUGAAAAUGAAAUGGAUGCGUAAAACCUGUUGGACAAUGUGAGUUCCAUCUUGUAAAUGUAAACUGUGUGUUAUUUUCAUGUAAAUGUUCGGCUAUGAUUGCUUUAUUCGUGUUUGGUAUAACCUGGAAAUCAGGGAGUUUACUUUCGACGCACUUUGUGGAUAUGUAUGUACACAGCUUUUUAA
This is a messenger RNA of Thalassophryne amazonica, 1831 nucleotides long. It is a transcript of the gene sp9, whose product is annotated as sp9 transcription factor. The transcript has 2 exons. The record is from RefSeq and is a predicted model, not a curated record. Gene Ontology annotation, biological process: regulation of transcription by RNA polymerase II. NCBI's taxonomy places the organism in Eukaryota, Metazoa, Chordata, Actinopteri, Batrachoidiformes, Batrachoididae. Gene Ontology annotation, molecular function: RNA polymerase II cis-regulatory region sequence-specific DNA binding; DNA-binding transcription factor activity, RNA polymerase II-specific. Bases 147 to 1463 code for a protein of 438 amino acids.